Messenger RNA from Triticum turgidum subsp. durum (durum wheat), 1566 nucleotides. NCBI's taxonomy places the organism in Eukaryota, Viridiplantae, Streptophyta, Magnoliopsida, Poales, Poaceae. The record is from the annotation of a GenBank genome assembly.
AUGGAUUCUUCAGAAAUUCCGCCCUCUGACCGCAGAGAAGAGCAGCCGCCGGCGUCGCUGCCGCUGCCGGCGGCCUUUCUCGAGUUCCUCGGCGAGAACGGCCUGGACCCCGCGCUAUACUCCAAGGCGGACACCAUCCCGCGCUACAUCAGGUUAAAACCAGGCACGGAGCCCAUGGUGGUGACAGAGAUCGAAAGCGAGCUCAAGUGUGAUCUCAUGAAGGUGUCGUGGCUGCCGGACUUCUAUGCGAUCCCGCCUGAAAUUCAGAUUGCUGGAUCCAUGGCUUAUCAGCAAGGGAAGAUCUAUGGGAUUGAUGCAGCUUCUGGAGCUGCCAUCUUAGCACUCGAUGUUCAACCAGGAGACCAUGUUCUUGACCUCUGUGCUGCACCAGGUGCAAAGCUUUGCAUGCUUGCAGAUAUGCUUGGUAGCACAGGUUCUUUGACUGGUGUUGAUGUUGCAAAGCACCGUCUUGCAGCCUGUCGUACGAUGUUGCAGAAGUAUUCUCUUGGAGAUCGUAGUCGACUCUUUGUUGCUGAUGGGACUUCAUUUUCCAUAUUGCCUGUGAACUCCAAUCUGGGGAGCAUGGAAGCUUUUGUUGGAAUUGAGGAUAAUGGAAGCAUAUUCUCAGAAUGGACUUCAAAGAGAUCAUGGAAAGACAGACAGAAGUCUAAAAAGGCAAAAGCAGCCGGUUCACCUCAUCCACCAUCAACUUCCGAACCUGAACUGAUAUACUAUGGCAAAGAUUCAGGAUUAGUUGGAUUGCAAAAACGUUAUGUUCUUCGUCCAUCAACUGAUGCUGCUGCCUGUACAUCUGGGUAUGAUAAGGUCCUAGUGGAUGCAGAGUGUACUCACGAUGGAUCGAUAAAACACAUUCAGAAGUUUGAGUUCUGGGGAUGGAAAACAUUAGACCGCCGUGUACUCAACGUAGAAAGAACUGGCAACCUACUUCAACUUCAGUUAGGGCUUCUCACAAAUGGUUUUAAAUUAUUGAAAACAGGUGGAUCACUUGUCUAUAGUACUUGCAGCUUGACUGUUGCACAAAACGAGAAUGUGGUUCAGCAAUUCCUUUCAAAACAUCCUUCAGCAGAGCUGCUAAAGAUCGAUCCAGCUGAUAGCUGGCCCUGCAGAAGCGGUGGCAUCCAGAAAACCUUGCGGACAGGAGCCGUACAUCUGCAGCGGCAGGCGCGGUUGAGCGGCGGCGAUGAGCGGCUUGGCCUUGGGCAUGGUCAUCCCGUAGACCUCGUCGGUGUCGAUGUCCUCGGGGCGGAGGCCGUCGGGCGGGGACCAGUCGAAGCAGUGGAAGAGCCUGGCGAGCGCCAUGAGCACCAGGAUCACGCCCAGCGGCGCCCCGGGGCACUUGCGCUUGCCGGCGCUGAAGGGCAGGAUCUUGAAGUCCGGCAGGUGGCUGAUCUCCACGCGCCCGCCGUCCGCCGGGAGGUGCCUCUCGGGGCGGAACUCGUCGACGUCGUCCCAGAUGCGCGGGUUCCGGCCCAGCGCGUGGGUGUUGAUGAAGAUCCUCGUCUGCGCCGGGAUGUCGUAGCCCAUGAUGGUCGUCGCCUUGAGUGA